This is a messenger RNA of Xenopus laevis (African clawed frog), 3150 nucleotides long. It is a transcript of the gene eif4b.S, whose product is annotated as eukaryotic translation initiation factor 4B S homeolog. The record is from RefSeq and is a predicted model, not a curated record. Lineage: Eukaryota; Metazoa; Chordata; Amphibia; Anura; Pipidae. Gene Ontology annotation, molecular function: nucleic acid binding; RNA binding. The coding region runs from base 116 to 1963 and encodes 615 amino acids. The transcript has 15 exons.
AACUGCGUGAGCCCGUCACGUGAUCCGCUCUGCUUUCCUUUGCCGAAAGACUUUAGCACUUGGAGCACGUGAUCGCCUCAUCCGGGUCUCCGCGUUCUUUCACACUCGGCCCAACAUGGCUGCUUCAGCUAAGAAGAAGAACAAGAAGGGGAAGACCCUGACACUGACUGAUUUCCUAGCAGACGAUGGAGGCAGUGGAGGUGGUGGAGGCGGUGGAGGUGGAGGUGGUGGAGGCAGCACCUAUGCCCCAAAACCUGUCAGCUGGGCCGAUGAGACCGAUGAUUUGGAAGGAGAUGUCUCUACCACUUGGCACAGUAAUGAUGAUGAUGCGUACAGAGCACCCCAUAUAGAUCGAUCCAUCCUUCCUACAGCCCCACGAGCUGCUCGUGAACCUAAUGUGGACCGAAGCCGCCUCCCCAAAAGUCCUCCUUUCACUGCUUUUCUUGGAAACCUUCCGUAUGAUGUAACCGAGGAAUCCAUCCAGAAAUUCUUCAGGGGGCUUAAUAUAAGUGCUGUUCGUCUACCCUGCGAGCCGAGCAAUCCAGAGAGGUUAAAAGGCUUUGGAUAUGCAGAAUUUGAUGACUUGGAUUCUCUACUACGGGCUUUAAGCCUCAAUGAGGAAUCUCUCGGGAACAGAAGGAUAAGAGUGGACAUAGCUGAUCAGGCAAAUGAUAAAGACCGGGAUGAGCGUUCGUUUGGUAGGGAUCGUGAUCGAAACAGGGAUUCUGAUAAGACUGAUUCCUCUGAUUGGAGGGCACGGCCUAGCACAGACAGCUUUGAUGAUUACCCACCACGUCGUGGAGAUGACAGCCAUGGGGACAGAUAUCGCAGUGACCGAUAUGAAUCAGACCGUUACCGUGAUGGUCCACGACGUGAUGGAGACCGAUAUGAUCGUGACAGGGGUAGAGAUCGAUAUGAUGAUCGUGAUAAAAGAGAUUAUGAUAGAGGCUUUGAUUCUCGGGGUGGCAGGAGGGCAUUUGGUAGUGGUUAUCGUCGAGAUGACGAUUACAGAGGUGGUGGUGGAGGUGGUGGUGGAGGUGGUGGAGAUCGUUAUGGAGACAGAUACGAUGACAGACGAGAUGACAGAUCAGACAAAUGGAAUGGAUACUCUCGCAGUGAUGACAGGCAGGAAGAACGAGCGGGUCCCACUCAGCGACCAAAACUGAACCUGAAACCACGUACUGCUCCAAAAGAUGAAGAUGCAAGUGGGAACUCUGCACCCUCCAGUCGUGCAGCUUCGAUUUUUGGGGCUGCAAAGCCAGUAGAUACUGCUGCUCGUGAAAGAGAAGUAGAGGAAAGGUUACAAAAAGAGCAAGAAAAAAUGCAGCAACGCCAUUUGGAUGAUGACAGACCUCGACAGAUCGAGAGGAAACCUAGAGAAAGGCAUCCUAGUUGGCGCAGCGAAGAAAAUCAGGAACGUUCUAGGACUGGAAGCGAGUCUUCUCAAACAGCUACCACUGGCCCUUCAUCCAGGAUCUCCCGAAGACGAGAAAGUGAGAAAUCCGUGGAGAACGAAGUAUUUGGAAAAGAUGAAGAUGUUCCUUCUCCUAGUUCAAAAUCCCCCAAAUCAGACCCCCAGCUCCCACUUAAAGUUAUGCCCGCCCCUCCUCCAAAAGAAAAUGCAUGGGUUAAACGCAGCACAGCAGCUCCUUCCUCCCAAUCUAAUAGCUCAGAAUACUCUCAGAGUGAUGAAAUGAAUACAAAUGAGAGGCAACAUCAGGGGACAUCUCACCGGAGAGAUGAGAACAAAGCGGAUACACAGGAGCAUCUAUCUAAAUCUGCUGGGUAUAAUGUAGGAGAUCUGAGUGAAGCCCCAGAUAAGAGAGAAAUGAGAGAUCUGGAUUCAAAGGGUUUUCCAGAGUCGACAAGAAUGGAAGAACAUGCAGUGAAAUUCAGCCACGCAAGUAAGUAUUCAGCUUUAUCUAUGGAUGGGGAAGAGGAGACAGAAGAAUACGCAGACUAAACGCGAGAAUACCUCUGUAUUCAUGGAUUCCUCUCCCGAAUUUAUCCUUUAUUCUCCCUUCUGCCCUGUUCCGUGACAGCCACUGGCGUAUGCCUGAGCAAGAAAAGCACCCCCUCCGGCUGUCCUUCCCUCCAGAAAUCUAAAAGCAAUCCAACUUCAACACCUCAAUGACCUUCAGUUAGAAAAAAAUGGGCUGUUUGUUUUCUCUCUUGCAUGCUGCUGCAGCUUUUUACUGUGUGCGUGUGGGAUAGGAGGGGGGCAGAAAUGCAGUGUGUAGCAAAAUAACACUGGAUUGCGGGGAACAUAUACAUUCUUAAGGAAACUAGUAGUUGCAUAAGAUAAGCAAAAUGAUUCUUAAAUGCCAUCUGCCCUGCUGUAUAAAGGUUUCCAUUUUAUGCCAGAAAAGCCAUUCUUGCUUCAUAUGGAGCAUAGUGGUUUUUAUGAUUAUUCUCCAGCAGACAGAGGAAUUCCGCUGGAAGUGAUUGAAAGAAAUGCUUGCCCUUUUAGUACAGUAUGGCUAGGCAAAUCUUCUCAACUAAGGAAAUCUUAUUUUGCAGCUUUGCUAGGGCAUCAGAUGCAUGGUUUGCACUCUUCUAGAGCAUCUGCCAGAAGCCCCACCUCUGUGUGCCAGAGAAAUAAUCAAUAUAAGAAGCCGCUUCCCUUAACUGGGACUUCAAAUAUGAAUUGCUUUUCUAGAAAAUUCCCCCCUCCGGCUUUGUGUGAUGCUGUGGGUGUGAAAGAGACUGCUGUAGCGGUGAUAUUUUCAUCAGUUGGAAGGCUAUAUUAUGCAGAGUUUAUCAAAAUAUAUAAAGAAUCUGGAUUGGGCAGUGUUUGCAUGGCACAGAGCUUCGAGACACUGCCUUUCAUACCAAAUUUGACAAUUUCCUGAGCUCAAAUUGCACCUCUCAUUUCCCCUUCCACUCGGCCUACCCUAAUUUAUAAUUGAUGUGCACCCAGGAGCUGUGUUCCUGUCUGUCUCUCACGGACCAGCUUGCCAUACCUUCCCCUAGCAUUUUACUCUUCGCACAGAAGUGUAAAUCAAGUAAAAUAUAUAAUAAAACUUGUAAUGAUUUGUAAUCUGCUUUCUGGGAAACAUUUUAUCAUGUAAAGAUCCCUUACCAGCCCUCUUAAUUUUGUUUUCUGUUCAUCAGCUCUGUCCCUCAUCGAAUAAAGUAAUCUUUAAAAUA